Anolis carolinensis (green anole) is the source of this 6010-nucleotide messenger RNA. RefSeq names its product solute carrier family 25 member 22 (gene slc25a22). Bases 268 to 1236 code for a protein of 322 amino acids. NCBI's taxonomy places the organism in Eukaryota, Metazoa, Chordata, Lepidosauria, Squamata, Anolidae. The record is from RefSeq and is a predicted model, not a curated record. Gene Ontology annotation, biological process: L-glutamate transmembrane transport; aspartate transmembrane transport; malate-aspartate shuttle. The transcript has 10 exons. Gene Ontology annotation, molecular function: L-aspartate transmembrane transporter activity; L-glutamate transmembrane transporter activity.
GGUGCAGAGCGGAGCAGGAUUCCGGAGAGAAGCCGCGCGACCGAAGAAGACAUCCUGGUUUGCAUGUACCAUUGAAAGGCAACGCCAGCGCCGAGCGGGAGCAGCAGCAGCAAGGAGCUUGGUGAUUUCCCGGCAGCUGAGGCGGAGCGGAAGACGGCUUGAUCUCUCCAAAACCACUUGCUGGAAGUAGGUGUCAAAAGAUCAAAGAAGUUGGAGGACUCUGAGAAGAAAAGAAAUCUGGUUUCUACAGGAUCCAAUCUGAAUUAAAUGGCUGAUAAACAGAUCAGUUUACCUGCCAAGCUGAUCAAUGGAGGGAUAGCUGGGCUAAUUGGGGUCACUUGUGUAUUUCCUAUUGACCUGGCAAAAACUCGCCUGCAGAAUCAGCAGAAUGGCCAGAGGAUGUACUCCAGCAUGUCUGACUGCCUCAUUAAGACAAUCCGGUCCGAAGGCUAUUUCGGAAUGUACAGAGGGGCUGCUGUGAAUCUAACCCUUGUGACUCCAGAAAAAGCCAUCAAGCUAGCUGCCAAUGAUUUCUUCCGACAUCAUCUUGCUAGAGAUGGGAAGAAGCUGACCCUGCUGAAGGAAAUGCUGGCUGGCUGUGGGGCAGGGACCUGCCAGGUGAUUGUCACCACUCCCAUGGAGAUGCUCAAGAUCCAGCUGCAGGAUGCAGGCCGAAUCGCUGCACAGAAGAAACUUAUGGCAGCACAGGCCCAGCUGAAUCCCUCAAGUGGGGCUGCUGCAGCAGAGUCGGUCAUGGAGUCACGAACCACAGCGAUGCAAAUCACAAGGGACCUGCUCCGGAGCAAAGGCAUUGCUGGACUUUAUAAGGGACUUGGAGCUACGUUGCUAAGGGAUGUACCUUUUUCCAUUGUUUAUUUUCCACUGUUUGCAAACCUGAACAAACUGGGACAGAAGAGCCCUGAUGUAAAAGCUCCCUUCUAUGUGUCCUUUCUUGCUGGGUGUGUGGCAGGAAGCACAGCUGCAGUCGCAGUUAAUCCUUGUGAUGUAAUCAAGACACGACUGCAGUCCUUGCAGAGGGGCGUCAAUGAAGACACAUAUUCAGGGAUAGUAGACUGUGCCAGGAAAAUCUGGCAGAAAGAAGGUCCCGCAGCCUUUUUGAAGGGGGCAUACUGCAGAGCCCUGGUCAUUGCCCCCCUCUUUGGUAUUGCACAAGUGGUCUAUUUCAUCGGCAUUGCGGAAUACAUCCUAGACAUGCUGCCAAGGCGCCGGGAUUAACUUCCUCACACCUCUUCCCAUCCAUUUGGAAUUCAUCAUAGUAUUUUGUGUUCCCUUUCUUGUCAUCGUGAUGUCAGAGCAACAGUACAAAGGGUUAAAGUGGUCACGGUGGGAAUGAGCGUUGUCUCCCAAUCAAGUUAUUUUUCAUCUGCUCACCACAGCCCCCUUCAUUAUCCAGGGAAGAUAUCUAAUUAUGCAUAUCUAUUUUGAAAUCAUCAGUCUCAAAGACACUGGCUAGCACGGGCCUGGUGUAUCUCUUGGUUAAGGGAAAGCUGAUCCGCCUGUGUCCUCCGAAUUACCACCCAGCCAGGACAGAGCAAGAGACCUCACUUCUCCGCCCUCAUUCCUGAUUGUAAGGCAUCUGGAGAAGAGAAGGGGCAGGUACCCAUGAAAAGGGAGGUUAUAUUAUCAAUUCAAAAGGCAGAAAUCAAAAUGUGUGCUUUUAAAUAGGUCUCCUAAGCAUCCUUCCCCCAGAUUCCCUGGACUCAAAGGAACUCUGUGGACAUCAAAGGAGGUGGGGAAAGGGAACGGUGAAUCUUCUGUGUUGAUUUUAUGAAAGGGACAACCUUCCUCAGUGGGUGCGCUUGGGCAGAAGGUCUUCCCUGCGCUUCUGCUCUCAAGCUCCACGGAGCAGGUCUGUGGCAACACGGUGCUGUCCAAUGUUAUGAACUAGCUAGCUGUGAAACAUGGUGGCGUGGGAAGAACUGAAUCCUUUUGGGAUCAAUUUUUAUUUUAUUGUAUGCCGGGGGGGGAGGGGGGACCCCAAUGUGGUAAUACAUUCCUUUCAAUAUGCCUGAACGAUGCUGGUAAUGCUGCUGUCCUGCCCUGGUCUUUCGAUUGUGUCUUUUGAACCGUGCCUAGAGUAAGUGUGUUCCUCCCGUUUUUGUUUUUUUUUUCCCUCCGGGAGCCCAGAUAACGCCAAAUGCUCAUUUAGGAAGAGCUGAUCUCUGUUGUGGCUGUAACACACCACACAGUAUAGAGAAACACCACUCAUCUGAAAUCAGUGGAAACCAUCUUGCACAUUUCUUGAGGGUUGCUGGAGUGAAAGGAAGGAGUUUCUUUCCCAUUUGCUGGGUUUUGUUUCUUUUUAAUGGACCUCCAAUGAAUUGGGACGACAUGCUAGCUGGUUUUUCCCAUCCAGGCCAAAACUGGCAAUUGAAGGUGGUUUGUGUGUCUGUUUCAGAGCUUGGAAAAGUUACUUUUUGAACUGCAGCGCCCUGAAUCCUCCAUUCUAACACGUCCACUAGAUACAUGGGCUGACUGAUCCUAGGAGUAGAAAUCCACAGGUGUAAUUUUUCAAACUUCUGCUCUGAAUAGAGACGGCCUGGCUUUCCCAUGUUCUUUUCAACGGUUGCUUAGAGACAGCUUUGCUUUUCUGGAAAAAUAUCAAAGCCAGUGCUGAUACUGACCCUGUUGUUUCUUUGUAUUCUGCUCUUUUCUGAUUACUCUCAGUACUUCAGCUACCUGCCUCUCAGGGCUGAUAUAGUGCUGCUUAAAUUUCCAAUAUCGCAGGACAUUUUUUGAAAAAACCCCACACACAACCCUUGCUCUUCACAUUUUUCACAAUGCUCUUUUUUUGGUUUUGCUUACAACUUGUCUCUUGUUUUUCUGCUUCUGUGGGUUUAUUUAAAUUACACUUCUUUUAUUCCAUUCCACAGAAAACGAUUCUAUAUACAGAUGACAUCUGUGUUUUCCUAAGUACCCUUGGUAACAUCUUAAAUGUUCUUUUUAAAAUUCAUGUCACUGUUGGAGCGUUUGAACAAUAAUGAAGUUUUUGUUUUAAUGUGGAAUUCUGUUCGCAUUUUCAUGGGCCCAAAUCAAAUGAUUAGCCAGAACAGGCUUGUGGAAUUAAUUCAAUUUACACAAGUAUUGACUAAUGAUUCACUUGAUUCAAUGGCUAAUAUAGUUGGGACUAACAAUUGGAUUUAGUUCCAAGUUUUUAAUUAAGGCCUAUGAAAUUUACAGGGUUCAUUCCUUACAUGCCCUGAAAAUUAGGUGUCACCUGGUUGUAGGGACUGCAGGUGCUAACUUGCAAAACAAAUGGAGACAUUGCUAAAAUCGGUUUAUAACUGUAGCUGUAUUUUGUAAUUUAUUUUGCUUUACCUCAUGCUGCUUUUUCAUCAUCAUAAGUCCUUGCUCACUUUAGCAUCUAAUCAGUGUUUAAAAUGUGUUUGUAACGUCUGUCUCUCACCUAAAUGAUCAAAUGCCACUUUGGAAGGGGAUAGCCUUAAGGACUCACUGUCACUGCCACCAAAAUGUAUUUGCACUCACUAUAGAAUCAUUGAUUGUCUAUCAGACCAGAAGCAUCUACAAUGGCAUUGGUAUUUCUGAAAUGGAAAGCAAACAACUCUUUGGUGUUUUAAGAAGCACAAUCUUAGUUGAUGCACUUUAAAAGCAAACGCAAGCAGCUGAUACUUCAAUAUAAGCACCCUCUUUCAAGAAAUCCUUUUGGAAUAAUAGGUUUGUCGAAAUGAAAUGGGACACAAAAUGUAACCCGUAAUGGAGUGUGUGAGAUUGAUGGUUUGAAGCUUUAUUUUUUAUUGCAAGUGAAUACUCGGCCAGGUUUUUUAAAAAGAAUCCCUAGAGAAGCACUGUUCUAUAGAAAUAUUUUAUGUGCCUAAAAUAUAUCCCAGUUAGCAAUGUUUCCACUGAGUUAGCUGCUACUUGCUUUGGCCAGCAAGUCCCCGGCUGAGAGGGGAAGAAGAACACUGCUUUAUGGCAUAAAAGAAAAGCUUUUGAAGUCCCAGUUUUAGUAAAACACAGUGAGAUUAUUUCCCAGGCCUACAUACAAUCUAGCCAUUGAAAUCCUUAAUGCUGACAAUUUAAUUGUUUCAAUUUUAGACUGUCUCUAAGCUCCAGAUACAAGCUAUUCAGAUUACAUUUAAUUAAAUAUGGAUCAUUGUUUGACUGGCAGUCCUCUUGCCUCUGAAGAGCCAAAAUUUGCAGUGUGCAUCUCUUUGAAAAUUGGGACUUUCAAAACUUGCUGGAUUCCAAUGGCUUAUUGUCCAAACCUGUCCUUUUGUUUUGUUUUGUUUUUAAUGUCAAUGAAACAAUUUCAGAUAUGUCUGAAGUAGUGAAGUUUUACAGAGUGAUCCUAGCUCUUGUUUGUAUAGAUGAGGGCUCUCAGAAAUUAGAUCCAGGGUCCUUAAUAGGUCCUGAAGUUUCCAUAUAGCGUGUACCAUACUUACCACAUUUCCCAUCACACAACCAUUUCUAACAAUGCAAUUGACAGAGCAAACAGAUUGAACCAGUGACCACUCUGGCUUGCCAUGGCUUUGGCCUUCCACUGCUCCUCUUAAAUUGGCCCCUUUUAAAGUAGUGCAGCAAAUGGCAAGUUGGUGUCCUUCGGAUGUUAUGGGACUACAGUGCUCAAAAUUAUACUGAUUGUUUAUGUAUGAUCUAAUCUAAAACAUCUGGAGGGCACCAGCUAACUUCCUCUGAAACUGAGGAAUUGCAUCAGUUGGAAUCUGCCGCUAGGGUUGUGUGUGUGUUGAUAUCUUUCCAGUCAAUCCUCCUUAUACACUCCAGUGUGCUUUUUUGGUGCUUAUAGUUCAAAGAGCAGCACAUGAAUCGUUGGCAGAUAGAUGUGUUUGCAAGUGGAAAUGGUGGGUCCAGCCCUUGACUUUGCUCUUUGACACAACACUUUCUCACAACAGAGUGGCUUCCCCGCUGCCUAUGGGAGUGAAUAAUUAGAAAAGGGAGAGUUAUAUGACUGAUGCUUAUUGAAUUGAGAUGGCUGUUGUCCCUCCAUAUGCAGGUGGAGAAUCUAGCUCUGUUACCAAUUUGAUGAGAAUCCUUAGAAACUCUGACUCUUAGCAUUACAAAUUUCCAGCACCUGUGUCAUUCAUAUGUGUCUUAUACUCUUAUAUUACAGGGCCCCAUCCUUUAAUUCUGACUAAAUCUAGAAUAACUUCACACCCAGAUGUGUUAUUAAUCAUUAAUGUGUUCUUGUUCUUACUGGAAUCAGACACUCAAAAUAAUGAAAUCCACAUUUCUGUUUCUUUAGCCACCAUGUUUUUGCUUUCAUGGUCUGCAGGAGUCACAAUCUAUUCCUCGUGAAUUGGGAAGCAAGUCUUGUAACUCAUUCACUUAACUAGGGAUUAAUUUAAUUAAUCUGUGCCAGCAUUAAAAAGUUCAACAAAAUUCCAGAAGUUCUUGUGACCAAAUAAUAGACACUUAAUGCACCCAAAAAUACAUGUCCUUCCUUUCUGAAGCUUUCUCCAGUUCUAAAAAUGCCAGUAAAAAUAGCACCUCUAAAGAUAUUGGGGAGCGUGAAGUUCACAUCCCAUUAUUGACAUCUUAAUAGAUUUUCUCGUUAAGGCCUGCCACAGGUGAAUGAAAUAUUUCUGAUGUUUACAGGGACAAGUUGUCUAUUGUGAAUUUACUUACCAUUCUAAUGUGAUAAAACAGUGGUUCGUGAAUGCUGCUUCUUCAGUGUUCAAAUAUGGCAUAAAGUAGCAUUCACUUUGGAUCCUUCUCUGGGAUGUGGUUAAACAGAAAUCUAGCUUUGUGAACAGGAGAAAAUAAUGUUAUUGUGGUGCCAUUCUGCUGUUGAAGGAUUGUAUGAAUUCCACAAUCAUCAUUCAGAAAUUUCGGGUCCCAGACAAGAGCGGUGUAUAGUCCAAUGUGUGAGAUUUUUUUUAAAGCCAGAGUUCUACCUCGUGUGUAUGUGCGUGUAACAAAUUUUUAUUUUCUUUAUAUUAAUUUAUCAUUAAAUCCAAAUUUUAAAUACAACGGUAAAUAAAACAACCUAAUAAAAUCUAUUGAAAACUCA